UCAUGAACCCUUCUCUUGAUAACCAUUAUUCGGUCCAUAAAUAAGAAUGCAGGCGGAGUUGAAGGAUCCCCAAAGUAGAGGUAGAAGAAGGGGAGAGAAGACAAGAGAUGGUGAACAAUAAGGAGAGAAGUAUGGUGGCUUCUCUACUUGCCGUUAUGGCAGUUGUUCUCAGUUUUUUCAGUAUUGCCCAAGCUGCUGCAAAAGUCCCUACUGUUAUUGUUGUUGGAGCCGGCAUGUCAGGGAUAUCGGCGGCAAAAACGUUAUCAGAUGCAGGAAUAAAGAAUAUAUUGAUACUGGAAGCCACCGAUAGAAUCGGAGGACGCAUCCACAAAACAAACUUUGCGGGGUUGUCAGUGGAAAUGGGAGCAAACUGGGUGGAAGGGGUUGGGGGUUCUGAAAUGAAUCCCAUUUGGGAAAUGGUGAACAAGAUCAAACUCAAAACAUUUUUUUCCGACUAUGAUAACGUAUCCUCUAACACCUACAAACAAGUGGGUGGACUUUAUGCGGAGUCUGUAGCCCAGCAUCUGUUUGACUCGCUGGAUGAUGUGGUCGAGUUCAGCGAAAAUAUUUCUACCCUUCUGACAGCAAAGAAACAAGAGGAUAUCUCCGUCUUAACAGCGCAACGCCUUAAGAAUCGUGUUCCUUCCACACCCCUUGAGAUGGCCAUUGACUACUACAACUACGAUUACGAGUUUGCAGAGCCACCACGAGUAACUAGCUUGCAGAACACGGCCCCGUUGCCCACAUUUGCCAACUUCGGAGAGGAUCUCUACUUUGUUGGAGAUUCUAGGGGUUACGAGAGUGUUGUUCAUUACGUGGCCAAACAAUUCCUCACCACCAAUAAAGAUGGACAAAUCACUGAUCCUCGCCUCCUACUCAACAAGGCAGUGGUUCAGAUAACUUACUCACCGAGUGGUGUAAUCAUUAAGACGGAGGAUGGGUCGGUUUACAGAGCUGAAUAUGUAAUGCUCUCACCCAGCAUUGGUGUACUUCAGUCUACUCUCAUCGACUUCAAGCCUGAUUUGCCGCCAUGGAAGAUCCUUGCUAUCUACCAGUUUGAUAUGGCUGUCUAUACCAAGAUAUUCCUCAAGUUUCCUUACAAAUUCUGGCCCGCUGGCAAUGGCACUGAGUUCUUUUUGUAUGCCCAUGAAAAGCGUGGUUACUACACAAUCUGGCAGCAAUUGGAGAGGGAGUACCCCGGUGCAAAUGUUCUUCUAGUGACAGUUACUGAUGAUGAAUCAAAGAGGAUAGAGCAGCAACCUGAUUCUGAUACCAAGGCCGAGGUCAUGGGUGUCCUAAGAGCCAUGUUCGGAAAGAACAUUCCGGAAGCUACGGAUAUAUUAGUGCCUAGAUGGUGGUCUAACAGGUUCUACAAAGGCACUUUCUCCAAUUGGCCAAUUGGGGUUAGCCGAUUUGAGUUUGAUCAGAUUAGGGCACCUGUUGGAAGGGUUUACUUCACGGGCGAACACACCAGCCAACACUACAAUGGUUAUGUUCACGGUGCCUACCUUGCAGGAAUUGACUCAGCAAAUAUAUUGAUUCCCUGCAUCAAAAAGGGAGCUUGCACUUACCACGUCCAACCAAAAGGAACUUAAUAUUAGGAAUCCUGUCCUUUGCGCGUUCCUGUUAGUGGAUGAGGUCUCGUUUUCAGUCUGGGCCUUUUCCAAGUUUAUGCCUUCUCUGUGAUGUAGGAUGAGGUCUCCUUCUCAAUCCGGCAGCUUCAGUGGUGCUAGUGCAGUGGAGUUUGUUUGUUGGCUUCUCCUCUUGUUUUAUCUUCUGCAAAAACAAAAAUGUUGAUUAUUUUUGGGUAUCAUCACUUCAUGCUUUUAUUGCAAUAUGUUUUGACAUUUUUAGAUGGAAGAUAUUUUGUCUUUUUAAAUGGAAGAUUUCUUUUUA
This is a messenger RNA of Vitis riparia (riverbank grape), 1896 nucleotides long. Its product is annotated as polyamine oxidase 1-like. The record is from RefSeq and is a predicted model, not a curated record. Bases 108 to 1595 code for a protein of 495 amino acids. The transcript is spliced from 10 exons. NCBI's taxonomy places the organism in Eukaryota, Viridiplantae, Streptophyta, Magnoliopsida, Vitales, Vitaceae. Gene Ontology annotation, molecular function: oxidoreductase activity.